Molecule: messenger RNA, 312 nt
Organism: Baudoinia panamericana UAMH 10762
Lineage: Eukaryota; Fungi; Ascomycota; Dothideomycetes; Mycosphaerellales; Teratosphaeriaceae
Exons: 2
Biological process (GO): cell differentiation; regulation of DNA-templated transcription; anatomical structure morphogenesis
Molecular function (GO): RNA polymerase II cis-regulatory region sequence-specific DNA binding; DNA-binding transcription factor activity, RNA polymerase II-specific
Source: RefSeq, a predicted model, not a curated record
AUGCCACCGACACCUUCGGCGUCAAAGCCUGACCUUGCAUCGCCUGGAUCGUCUUCCAUCAGCGCCAAAGGCGCCGAGAAGAAGGUUCCACGCCCGCUGAACCAUUUUAUAAUCUACAGGAAGGAGUGGCACCCCAAAAUUGUUGCGCAGAACCCGGGCUUGCACAAUAAUGAGAUCUCCGUUAUCAUUGGCAAGCAGUGGCAGUCAGAGAGCGAUGAAGUCAAAGCUCUCUACAAGCAGAAGGCGGAGGAGAUGAAGAGGCAGCAUGAGCUAGCGCAUCCUGACUACCAAUACCAGCCCCGCAAGCCUUCG